Emys orbicularis (European pond turtle) is the source of this 2188-nucleotide messenger RNA. RefSeq names its product LUC7 like 2, pre-mRNA splicing factor (gene LUC7L2). Gene Ontology annotation, molecular function: mRNA binding. NCBI's taxonomy places the organism in Eukaryota, Metazoa, Chordata, Testudines, Emydidae. Gene Ontology annotation, cellular component: U2-type prespliceosome; U1 snRNP. Gene Ontology annotation, biological process: mRNA splice site recognition. Bases 16 to 1206 code for a protein of 396 amino acids. The transcript has 10 exons. The record is from RefSeq and is a predicted model, not a curated record.
CCCCGCGCGCUCAGGAUGUCGGCGCAGGCCCAGAUGCGCGCCAUGCUGGACCAGCUCAUGGGCACGUCCCGGGACGGGGAUACUACCCGUCAGCGAAUCAAAUUCAGUGAUGACCGAGUGUGCAAGAGCCACCUCCUAAACUGCUGCCCUCAUGAUGUCCUCUCUGGAACUAGGAUGGACCUUGGAGAAUGUCUGAAGGUGCAUGACCUGGCAUUAAGAGCAGAUUAUGAAAUUGCAUCCAAAGAACAAGACUUUUUCUUUGAGCUUGAUGCAAUGGAUCACCUGCAGUCAUUCAUUGCCGACUGUGACAGAAGAACUGAAGUGGCUAAGAAAAGACUAGCAGAAACCCAAGAAGAGAUCAGUGCUGAAGUUGCAGCUAAAGCUGAACGAGUUCAUGAAUUGAAUGAAGAAAUUGGGAAGCUAUUGGCCAAAGUAGAACAGCUGGGAGCUGACGGAAAUGUGGAGGAGUCCCAGAAAGUAAUGGAUGAAGUGGAGAAAGCCAGGGCAAAGAAGAGAGAAGCAGAGGAAGUGUACAGGAAUUCAAUGCCUGCCUCCAGCUUUCAGCAGCAGAAGCUCCGUGUCUGUGAAGUGUGUUCUGCCUACCUUGGUCUUCAUGAUAACGACAGGCGACUUGCUGACCACUUUGGAGGAAAACUGCACUUAGGGUUUAUUGAAAUAAGGGAGAAACUUGAGGAGCUCAGGAGGGUUGUGGCUGAUAAACAGGAAAAACGAAAUCAGGAACGCCUGAAACGCAGAGAGGAGAGGGAGAAAGAAGAAAGGGAGAAGCUAAGGAGGUCCAGAUCCCAUAGCAAGAAUCCCAGAAGAUCUAGGUCUCGAGAUCGCCGCAGACAUCGGUCUCGCUCUGCCUCCCGGGAACGAAAGAGAAGAACUCGCUCCAAAUCCCGUGAGAAACGCCACCGUCACAGGUCUCGCUCCAGCAGCCGCAGCAGGAGCCGCAGCCAUCAGAGAAGCAGGCAUAGUUCCAGGGACAGGAGCAGAGAACGCAAAAAAAGAUCCUCAAAAGAAAGAUCUUCCAGAGACAAAGAACGAUCAAGAGAUCAUGACAGAACAUCGCGUGACAAAGACAGGAGCUCAAGAGAGAGGUCACCCCGAGAUAACAAAGACAGGAAACGCUCAUAUGAAAGUGCUAAUGGCCGAUCAGAAGACCGGAGGAGCUCAGAGGAGCGCGAAGCAGGGGAGAUAUAACUGCUGUACAGUCACCGGAUCCUCUAGCUUCCUAUGGAGUUGCAUACUAUGGUUUAGUUUACAGUUGUUCAAAGGGACACCAGUGAGCAGUUCGACACUGAUCCAGCUAGGGUAGAUGUACAGUAUAUAAAAGUGGUUAUAACUAAAUCUGAAUUGAACCCCUUCAAUUGAUGAUGCCUAAAGCUGUGUCCUUGACUUUGACCAAGCUGUAAAACUUCUCUGAACGAUUUCUCUUUAUCCAGGAUGACAGUUUUAUGUACCAAGGUGCAGAUCUCACUGUUUUACUCUCCUUUCCAAAGCAAGUUAAAUAGUGACAAAUUAUAUUGCAGUACUUGCCUUGGGUGCUCUCAAACCUUUAUAAAAUUCUCUAAUUCUGGUCCAGUCCAAACAGCAACAUUGAAGGCUUUUUUAAGAGGGCGGGUGGGUACUAAACUUUUAUUCUAAGGUUGUUUCCCAAUGAUUGUAUGGGAACCUAGGAGUUGGUUACAGUCAGAGCAUUUAGGUUGGAAUAUGUGCCAGAGAAAGCUGAAAUGUCGUUUUUUACAGUGCCUAUUUAGACUGGGGAAUUGAACAGCUGUUGCAUUACAUCUUUUUUUAUUUUUAUUGAAAUUUUGAAAUCCAAGCCAGUCCCAUCUCUCUGUACCAUUUGGUAUGUGUUCAGUAUAUUUGGGUUUUUUUCCAUAAGGACUUUUUCUGCUUUUUCUUGUGGGAUGUAGGCUGUACAUCCUUAAUUGUAAAAAUAAAUAAAAUAAAAAAAUUAAAAAGUAAACUGCAUUGUCCAGUAAGUUAACAUUGAGCACCUUGGUGUCUCAAGGUGAGUGUGGCUAAUUAUUUGUGUAUGUUCUUUAGUUAGGUCAAUUGUAUGAGAAGAAACAGUACAGAACUUUCUCAUUUGGAGAAAAAUGUUUUAAAUACACAACUCUACUACUGGAAGUUCUGUCUUUCUGAUGAGACCUAAAACAGACCAUGGCUACUCCAAGAU